Ipomoea triloba (trilobed morning glory) is the source of this 969-nucleotide messenger RNA. RefSeq lists its product as uncharacterized. NCBI's taxonomy places the organism in Eukaryota, Viridiplantae, Streptophyta, Magnoliopsida, Solanales, Convolvulaceae. The transcript has 4 exons. Bases 1 to 969 code for a protein of 322 amino acids. The record is from RefSeq and is a predicted model, not a curated record.
AUGGCAACUGCUGACACGGGUAGCUCAAAAGUAAAGAACAGAAGGUGGACUCAUGAAGAAGAUGCUAUGUUGGUUUCUUGCAUGGUUGAUUUGCAUAAUAUGGGAACAAAAAAGUCUGAUACUGGAUUUAAAGCUGGCUAUUUGAGUGAGUUAGAGAAAAUGCUUACAACUAAAUUACCUAACUCAAAUAUAAAAGGUAAACCACACAUUGAGUCCAGAAUUAAAACAUUGAAGAAAGAAUGGAGCAUUGUCCAUGAUUUGUUCACAAAUCAUAAUAGUGGAUUUGGAUGGGAUGAUGAAAGGAAGAUGGUUACUGCUGAAGAUGAUGUUUGGGAGGCUUAUUUAAGUAGUCAUAAAGAAGCUGCGCAAUAUAGAAGGAAAACCUUUCCUUUUUAUAAUGAGUUUACUGAUAUUUAUGGAAAAGAUCGUGCUACUGGCAAAGAUUCACAAACAGGUGCAGAUAUAGUUUAUGAAAUGGGUAAUGCUGAAGCUGUUGAAGGCAUUGGUGGAACAAUGGAAGGUAGUCAAGAUGACAAUCCAGUUGAAUUGCAAGACAAUGAUUUUUCGUUUGUCCCUACUCAAUCAUCUGGUGCUAGAGAGAUGAGUUCAACAAAGAGGAAAAGGAAAAGAAGUGACACAUGUGAACCUAUUACUGCAGAUUCUUUGCUUGGUGCUGCCAUGAUGUUGAGUGAGAAGUUGGAAUCGGUAGGAGACAAAACCAUGAUGUUGAGUGAGAAGUUGGAAUCGGUAGGAGACAAAAUAAGUAAAAGUCUUGGAACUGAAUUGACGCAAUUAGAGGGUAAGUUGAGUGAGAUUGAGGGGCUGGAAUAUGAUGACAAGUUUAUGGCUUUGAUCAAGCUUCCUGAAUAUCCAAAUCAAAUGCUUUUGAUGGGGGAUAGACUAAGGCUCGGUGUUAAAAGCUCGGCGUGGACAAAAGAGGAGGCCAAUGAAGAGGAAGAGAGGGCUUGA